Opisthocomus hoazin is the source of this 1338-nucleotide messenger RNA. The record is from RefSeq and is a predicted model, not a curated record. Lineage: Eukaryota; Metazoa; Chordata; Aves; Opisthocomiformes; Opisthocomidae.
GGUGGUGAGAGCAGCCGUUACCUCUCCGACCUCUUCACCACGCUGGUGGACCUCAAGUGGCGCUGGAACCUGCUCAUCUUUCUGCUGACCUACACAGUCGCCUGGCUGGUCAUGGCCUCGAUGUGGUGGGGCAUCGCCUACCUGCGAGGUGACCUGCACCGGGCGCAUGACGACACGUACAGUCCAUGCGUGGCCAACGUGUACAACUUUCCCUCCGCCUUCCUCUUCUUCAUAGAGACCGAAGCCACAAUUGGCUACGGGCACCGCUACAUUACCGAGCGCUGCCCUGAGGGCAUCGUGCUCUUCCUGUUCCAGUCGCUGCUGGGCUCCAUCGUCGAUGCGUUCCUCAUUGGCUGCAUGUUCAUCAAGAUGUCCCAGCCCAAGAAGCGAGCUGAGACCCUUAUGUUCAGCCGUGCCGCAGUAGUCUCGCAGCGGGAUGGCAAGCUCUGCCUCAUGUUCCGUGUGGGCAACCUGCGCAACAGCCACAUGGUGUCUGCCCAGAUCCGCUGCAAGCUGAUCAAGUCCAGACAGACACCAGAGGGAGAAUUUCUGCCGCUAGACCAGUGUGAACUGGAUGUUGGAUUUGGAACUGGAGCUGACCAGCUGUUUUUAGUUUCCCCAUUAACGAUCUGUCAUGAAAUUAACUCAAAGAGCCCCUUCUUUUGUCUCUCGCAAAGAUCACUGAGAAGCGAGCAAUUUGAAAUCGUUGUCAUCCUUGAAGGAAUUGUUGAGACUACCGGAAUGACGUGUCAAGCUAGGACAUCAUAUACAGAAGAUGAAGUUCUUUGGGGUCACAGGUUCCUCCCGGUAAUGUCCCUAGAAGAUGGCUUUUUCCGUGUGGAUUAUUCUCAGUUUCAUGCUACGUUUGAAGUUCCCACUCCUCCUUACAGUGUUAAAGAGCAAGAAGACAACCUGCCCCUAUCAUCUCCUUUGAAUAGUCCUGUCGAUGAUAAAGGCAGAAGAGAACAGCCUUAUUCACUUGACUGUAUUGAUGUUGCAGGAAAGAAAAACAAGCUCUCUCUUAAACAUCAGAAGAUUAGCUUGAGAAAGGAAGACCUUCCAAGAAGAGCCCUUGGAAUGAGUUCCAGUAACAUAAAGAAGACUUGCAGUACUGGCGAUCUCUUGAAAAUUGAAGAAAUAAGUCCCGUCUCUGAUGGUGAAGACGGUGAUGACAGGAUACAGCUGAAAGCCUUAAAAAUAAACGCUGAGGCCUUGACUCAGUCUACUGGCAAUCUUGAGUUACAGAAGAACCCUCCAAGUGUGUGCGCUCUAGAGGUGAAACUGGAAGAUCAUUUUCCUGCCAGACUUUGAAAAAUGAACUCUGAUUGCCUCUCUUAA